CUUGACCUUUCUAGCGUGUAUCUCAGGCGUGCCCUUCGCCAACGCCGGGCUUUAGAACCACGACAGGAACCAAUCGAUCAAUCCGACUUCGGGAUCAAACAGGCCAUACUCAACCCCCUCUGGAAGUCUGGGACGACCUGCACAGCCUAGGCACCCCCGACCGAUGAUGGGCGACCUCCGAAUUCUUCUGAUAGGCAAUGGCGGCCGUGAGCACGCUCUGGCCUGGAAAUUAAGCCAGUCCCCCCGGGUCGAGUCAAUAUUUGCUGUACCCGGAAAUGGGGGCACCGCGACGUGCCCUAAGGUGAACAAUGUCGCUUCGGUCUCAGCAGACGACUUCCCGGGUCUAGUUGCGUUCGCCGAGGGUAAUGGAGUGAAUCUCGUUGUGCCCGGGCCUGAAGCACCUCUCGUGGAUGGAGUGGAAGGAUUCUUCAGAAAGGCCGGGAUCCCAUGCUUUGGGCCAUCGAAAGAAGCAGCUCGUUUGGAAGGCAGCAAGACCUACUCGAAAGAUUUCAUGAAGAAGUAUAACAUCCCGACGGCGGCAUACGAAAACUUUUCCGAUUAUACACAAGCUAUCGCGUACGUCGAGAGUGUCAAUUACGAUAUCGUCAUCAAAGCUACCGGUCUUGCUGCCGGCAAGGGCGUUAUUCUUCCGCAGACAAAGGAGGAGGCCAAGGAAGCGCUGAGGCAGAUCAUGGUUGAUCGAGUCUUUGGUGACGCUGGCGGCGAGGUGGUCAUCGAGGAGCUUCUGCUCGGUGACGAGCUAAGCGUCCUCACAUUCUGCGACGGAUAUACUUUCAAGUCGCUGCCUUUGGCGCAAGACCACAAGCGGAUCUUCGAGGGAGACCAAGGGCCCAACACAGGCGGCAUGGGCUGUUACGCGCCCACGAAUAUUGCCACCAAGGAGCUCACGGAGCGGAUCGACAAGGAGAUCCUCGAACCUACCAUAUCCGGCAUGCGGCGGGAACGGCAACCGUUCCGCGGUGUUUUGUUCACAGGCCUGAUGAUAACUAGGUCCGGCCCCAAGGUGCUUGAGUAUAACGUACGAUUCGGCGACCCCGAGACCCAGACUGUUCUGCCACUGCUCUCAGCAGACACGGACCUCGCAGACAUCAUGCUUGCUUGCACCAGAGGUUACCUUGAUGACUGCCAUCUGAAGGUCGAGAAUAGAUUCAGCGCAACCGUUGUCCUCGCCGCCGGCGGCUAUCCGGGGUCGUAUGCAAAGGGCACACCGAUGAAAGUUCAGGCUCCGAAGGCAGGCAGCACAAUUUUCCACGCCGGGACUAAGCUAGAGGGUGGCCAGCUGAAGACUUCUGGGGGGCGUGUCAUCGCCAUCAACUCGGUCGGAGACACCCUCAAAGCCGCCGUGGAUGCCUCUUAUGCUGCCCUGUCGUUGGGUGUCAUCGACUUUGAGGGCAUGUUUUUCCGGAAGGACAUAGCCCACCGGGCAUUCAGGUCACCUAGCAAGGAAGCCAUGACAUAUGCGCAAGCUGGUGUCGACAUUCAAGCGGGCAAUGAAUUUGUCGAGAAAAUCAAAAAGGCAGUAGCCAGCACCAAGCGCCCAGGGGCGGAUGCCGAAAUUGGGGGCUUUGGUGGCGAGAUCGACCUGGCUCAAUGCGGCUUUCCCGAUGCACCCGUUCUGGUGGGGGCCAUCGAUGGCGUUGGGACAAAGCUCAUGAUUGCUCAGACCAUGAAGAAGCAUGACACGGUUGGCAUUGAUUUGGUGGCCAUGAAUGUCAACGAUCUGAUCGUGCAAGGCGCGACGCCGCUCAUGUUCCUCGACUACUACGGCUGCAGCAAGCUUGAUUUGGCCUCUGCUGCCUCGUUUGUCGAAGGCGUCGCCGAUGGCUGUCGUCAAGCUGGGUGCGCCCUGGUAGGAGGUGAGACGGCUGAAAUGCCGGGUAUGUACCAGGGUGAAGACUACGAUGCAGCGGGCUGUGCCGUUGGCGCAGUCUCGCCGUCGGGCAGACUGCCGAACAAGGAAGCCAUGGAGGAGGGCGACGUCUUGUUGGGGCUGGGAUCGCAUGGUGUCCACUCCAACGGGUUUUCGCUCGUUCGCAGGAUUGUGCAGCGUGCUGGCCUCGGAUACGGGUCGGCAGCACCGUGGGAUGCAUCAAAGACGGUCGGCGAGUCCUUGCUGACUCCUACUCGCAUCUACGUCAAAAGUCUUCUGCGGGUCCUGGACCAGAUCAAGGGCCUCGCGCACAUCACAGGCGGCGGCCUCACCGAGAACGUGCCCCGCAUGCUCCCGCAGUCGCUUGCAGCGGAGAUUGAGUUUGGCACCUGGGACAUCCCUCAUGUCUUCGGGUGGCUGAAGGCAAGUGGCAACGUUGCGCCGGCUGAGAUGUGCCGCACUUUCAAUGCUGGAAUCGGCAUGGUAAUCGCUGUCGAAUCGUCCAAGGCCGAUGCCGUGGUCCAAGCGUUGAGUGAAUCGGAAAGGGUUUUCAAGAUUGGACGACUUGUCCAUCGCGGCGAAGGGAAGGAGGGUUGCGUAAUUCGAGGCCUAGAUUCUUGGGCGUGAGCAUCUUCUGGUUGGGGUGGGAAGGAGAAGUCAAGCGCAGGGCGGUGGUGCCGCCUUUGCACGUCGUGGUCACUGGAGGUGCAUAUUAUCCAAGCGGCGCGGUCAGGCGCCGUCUAUUACACUGGCAGUUGUCUGGCUGGCACUUAGUGAUGGGGAGGACGCGCAACAGGACGAGACGACGGGGUCUUGAAUCGCGAAAGAAAAAAAAAUUGGUGCGGUGGCCGGCUGCGCAGAGUAGCUCAACAGUUGCGGGCGCAUGGUCAGUAUACUUUUUUCCAUCUACGUUACCCGCUCCUGGUAUAGGGCCCAGUAGUGUUGUCACAUGGAAUCAUACCC
Messenger RNA from Purpureocillium takamizusanense, 2854 nucleotides. RefSeq names its product Bifunctional purine biosynthetic protein ADE1 (gene ade1). The record is from RefSeq and is a predicted model, not a curated record. Bases 164 to 2518 code for a protein of 784 amino acids. The transcript has a single exon. Gene Ontology annotation, biological process: adenine biosynthetic process; 'de novo' IMP biosynthetic process. Gene Ontology annotation, cellular component: cytosol. Gene Ontology annotation, molecular function: ATP binding; phosphoribosylformylglycinamidine cyclo-ligase activity; phosphoribosylamine-glycine ligase activity. NCBI's taxonomy places the organism in Eukaryota, Fungi, Ascomycota, Sordariomycetes, Hypocreales, Ophiocordycipitaceae.